AUGGGGAAGAAGUCCAGACGCCAGGGACUUGUCAAACUAGCGGGAUCCCAGGAUAUUGGAGAUCUCCUGCUCCGGCCGUCCAGGGCCCAUGGCACCUUCGCGCCGAAAGAAAAUGGCGACUCACUCUCAGCCUCCUACGAAGAACGGUUUAUGGACGUGCUGGACGAGAUCCCAGACGGAGGGGGACUUCAUCACCCCUCCUCCGAUGAAGACAACGAGCUGCCAUCUACUAAGGGCGACAUCAAAACGCUUCUCCGCAAUAUCUGA
This is a messenger RNA of Pelobates cultripes (western spadefoot toad), 267 nucleotides long. Lineage: Eukaryota; Metazoa; Chordata; Amphibia; Anura; Pelobatidae. The record is from the annotation of a GenBank genome assembly.